AUGGUGCGUCCUGGACUCUCCGCCGCCGCGGAAGAGCGGCAGAGAAAGCUGCAGGAGUACCUAGCAGCCAAGGGAAAACUGAAGUGCCAAAACACCAAGCCUUACCUAAAAGCCAAGAAUAAUUGCCCAAAUCCUCCACCUUCUAAAUCUACUAUUGGACCCAAAAAGGAUGUUACCAACCAUGUUGCCUUGCCUGUCAAAACUACAAGAUCCAUCAGCAUUAAACUGCCAUCCAGACCUGCCAACAUCACCAGGUCCCAGAGGCCAAAGUUGGAGCCACCAAAACUAGGCAAAAGGCUCACUUCAGAAGGUGUUUCUUCUAACCCAAACGGUAAGCCUGCUGGCAAUAGUCAACAGCUGCAUGGAUUUGGAUCGUCCACUGCUGGAGAACAGACAAGAGAAACCAUGGGAUCACUUAAUAUACAGAAACUGAAAACUACAAAGCAGCAGGUAACAGAUCAAAGAACUGCUAAAGGUACAGACCCUGUGGACAAUACCCAUGUUGAAAAUGAAUCCCUGGGUGGCUGUCUAAAAGAGAUGAAUAAAGAGAACUUGCCCCAAGACUUACCAGACUCAGAAAGGAAGCCAAAUCCUGAAUCCUGGACCAUAAACAAGCCCCAAACUAAUCAAACCAAAAGCAGUUUGGCUCCUACUAGAGAAGUCUUGGGCAAAAGCUCAGUGAACAGUGCUGCUCUGAAAGAGAGAGUUAUUAAACCAUUUGUUGAAGAAACACAAAUCAGGGUUCCACCAGGCAAGUCUCAGAAACUCUCUAGAGGAGCAGACCUUAUUAGAGCAGGGGGAAAACCCCCCAAGGCCCUCCCUUCUCACUUUGUCCAGACACUUAAUAGGACUCAAGCCACAAAGAAAACAGUGGUUAAGGACAUAAAGUCUAUAAAGGUUAAUAGAAGUAAGUAUGAAAGACCAAAUGAAACGAAGUUACAGUCAUACACUGUUACUGAGCAGAAAGUAAAACACAGCAAACCCAGUACACACCCCAGUGUGCUUCAAGGAGGAUGUAACCACAGACAUCCAAACAUUAAGCAAGAUCUUAAACCUACUCAGGCUUGUUGUAGACCUCAGACAUCACAUGCACUGCAGAAAUCAAAAGCCAUAAGCCAACGGCCAAAUUUGACUGUUGGCAGCUUGAACUCCGUCAUUCCAAGCACCCCUAGCAUAAGAGCAAAUGGAGCCACUGGGAAUAAAUACAACAACAGCUGUCAACAAAGAGCACAGACUCUGGACUCCAAGUUCAAAAGCGCUCCUCCCCAGAACUGUUUUCUAAACAAGACAGCUCCCCGGCCUCAAGCUGGUGGCCCAACUGUAAGUGGAGGAGAAGUCCCGAAUGGGGCCCAAACUAAUCCAUGUAAGAAGAUCGCAGCAGAGGAUCGAAGGAAACAAUUAGAAGAAUGGCGGAAAUCUAAGGGGAAAAUCUAUAAACGGCCUCCUAUGGAGCUUAAAACAAAAAGAAAAAUAAUAGAGGAAAUGAAUAUUUCAUUUUGGAAGAGUAUGGAAAAAGAAGAGGAAGAAAAGAAAGCACAACUUGAACUGUCCAAUAAAAUUAACAACACUCUGACAGAAUGUCUGCAGCUCAUUGAAAGGGGUGUACUUUCUAAUGAAGUAUUUGCCAUUUUGUCCAGUAUUCCUAAGGCUGAAAAAUUUGCUAAAUUUUGGAUCUGCAAGGCAAAGUUGUUAGCAAGCAAAGGCACCUUUGAUGUUAUUGGGCUCUACGAAGAGGCCAUUAGAAGUGGGGCCACACCAAUCCAAGAGUUGCGGGAAGUUGUCCUUAAUAUUUUGCAAGACCGAAACAGAACCACAGAAGGAAUUACCUCUAACUCCUUAGUUGCUGAAACUAAUAUAACAUCAGUAGAAGAGCUGGCCAAGAAGACGGAAUCUGGGGCAUCUUGCCUUUCCCCAAAAGAGAGCGAACAGAUGUCAGUAACACCCCAAAUAACAAAGUCAGAACAGGAUGGUCAUCCCGGUAUCAAAUUACAGAUCGCCCCAAUCCCUCGGAUAAAUGGGAUGCCAGAGGUGCAGGACAUGAAGCUGAUCACACCCGUGAGGCGUUCAGCCAGGAUCGAACGAGCCGUGUCCCGCUACCCGGAAAUGCUGCAGGAACACGACCUCGUGGUGGCUUCUCUAAACGAGCUCUUAGAAGUGGAAGAGACCGAGUACUUUAUAUUCCGCAAAAAUGAGGCUUUGCCUGUAACGUUAGGGUUUCAAGUCUCUGAAUCAUAA
Budorcas taxicolor (takin) is the source of this 2235-nucleotide messenger RNA. It is a transcript of the gene CKAP2L, whose product is annotated as cytoskeleton associated protein 2 like. NCBI's taxonomy places the organism in Eukaryota, Metazoa, Chordata, Mammalia, Artiodactyla, Bovidae. The transcript is spliced from 9 exons. The coding region runs from base 1 to 2235 and encodes 744 amino acids. The record is from RefSeq and is a predicted model, not a curated record. Gene Ontology annotation, cellular component: mitotic spindle; cytosol; centrosome.